Messenger RNA from Aspergillus chevalieri, 1233 nucleotides. RefSeq names its product inositol polyphosphate multikinase. Gene Ontology annotation, cellular component: nucleus; cytoplasm. Gene Ontology annotation, biological process: phosphatidylinositol phosphate biosynthetic process; inositol phosphate biosynthetic process. Lineage: Eukaryota; Fungi; Ascomycota; Eurotiomycetes; Eurotiales; Aspergillaceae. Bases 1 to 1233 code for a protein of 410 amino acids. The transcript is spliced from 2 exons. Gene Ontology annotation, molecular function: inositol hexakisphosphate kinase activity; inositol-1,4,5,6-tetrakisphosphate 3-kinase activity. The record is from RefSeq and is a predicted model, not a curated record.
AUGCCAUCGCCGUCGAAAUCGGAAACUCUCGAGCACGACAACUUUGUCGCUUUUGACCACGCCGCUGCUGGACACGACGGCGUCCGCUGCACCCUCUCCGGCUCCUUAAUCGCAAAGCCGUGCACCCCCGCGGAAGUCGAGUUCUACGAAUCUUGCGCCCUCCAUCCUGCAUUCCGGGAGCUCAUCCCUACCUACAUCGGUACCCUCUCGUCUGCAGGCGACAAGCAACAGCCACAACAACAACCGUCCCUCGCAGUCCCCGCCGCCGCAGACACCCCGCAGUCCGACCCGACAGGCACGCCUACGGUAAAACCAGCCUCCCCCUACGGGCGAAAAAUCGAUACUGAGUUGUCGAUUGUGCUGGAGAAUAUAGCCGCUGGGUUCAAGAGGCCGAAUGUGUUGGAUGUCAAGUUGGGAGCGCGGCUCUGGGCAGAUGAUGCCCGGCCGGAGAAGCGCGCUAAGCUAGAUUCCGUUUCUCAGCAGACGACUAGCUCGAGUCUUGGGCUCCGGAUUUGCGGUAUGAAAGUGUAUACCGGUGAGAAUGGAGAGAGCGACGAGGGUGGUCUUACCAAUCCGUACGAUGCGAAGCAUGAAGGGAGGGAGGGGAAGAAGGGCGAGGUCGUUGAGAAGGACGGCUUCAAGCGCUACGAUAAGUGGUACGGACGGUCGUUAACCGAGGGUAAUGUCAAGGAAGGCUUCGAGGCCUUCUUCGCUGGUGCGAAGCUGGGCGGCGUGGACCGCUCGAAGCUCAUCGCGAAACGGGUAAUUGAGGAGCUGAAGCGUGUGCAACAGACGCUUGAAGCGGAGGAGAGCAGGAUGUACUCCGCCAGCGUUCUGAUCGUCUACGAAGGUGACCCGGAAGCGCUGGAGCACGCGCUUGAGGAGGAAAAGAAGGCUUUGGACAAACCACCAACGCAGGAUGACGACGAGGAAGGCGAGGAUGAAGAAGUGAGCUUAGAAGAGCUCCAGCAGGAUGGUACCCUGCAACUAGUUGAUGUCAACAACCUGGGGCAAGCUGGAAUUCCCCAGCAAGCCAUCAACAUCCCCAUCGAUCCCAGCACCGUUGCAGACCUCGGUGACGAGGACGACGAGGAGGAGGAUGUCCCGAAGGUUUAUGACCUUCGUUUGAUCGACUUUGCCCACGCCCAGUGGACUCCAGGCCAGGGACCUGACGAGAACUCGCUUCGGGGUGUGCGGAACUUGAUCAAGGUUCUCGACGGGAUUGUUGAAUGA